Messenger RNA from Agrilus planipennis (emerald ash borer), 1221 nucleotides. Its product is annotated as cyclin-H. Bases 140 to 1129 code for a protein of 329 amino acids. Gene Ontology annotation, cellular component: transcription factor TFIIK complex; nucleus. The record is from RefSeq and is a predicted model, not a curated record. Gene Ontology annotation, molecular function: cyclin-dependent protein serine/threonine kinase regulator activity. The transcript has 6 exons. NCBI's taxonomy places the organism in Eukaryota, Metazoa, Arthropoda, Insecta, Coleoptera, Buprestidae. Gene Ontology annotation, biological process: regulation of cyclin-dependent protein serine/threonine kinase activity; DNA-templated transcription; regulation of transcription by RNA polymerase II.
CUGGUAAAGUAUUGUACUUAACCUCAAUUUGUUGACUGUCAAACAAAUAAAAUUAACGCAUAAAAGAAAUUAAAUUUCGUUAGGAAAGUGGUAAUUAAUAAGUUAAUGUGAUUAAGGAAAGAUUAGACAGUAUUUCAACAUGUUUCCAACAAGUACACAGUGUAAACAUUGGAUAUUCAUAAGCGAAGAUGAAUUAAAUAAACUGCGUGAAAAUGCCAACAGUAAACACAUUCAGAUUUAUGGAGGAAAUAUUAACGAGUCUCACAGAUCAGAAAUAUUUUUAACCCCAGAAGAAGAAAAAACGAUGGUUCGCCGAUACGAGUUGCAUUUACGUGAUUUCUGUAAAAGAUUCCAACCCCCUAUGCCUCGCUGUGUUGUUGGAACUGCAUUUCACUAUUUUAAACGGUUCUACAUCCACAAUUCCGUUAUGAAUUACCACCCCAAAGAAAUAAUGGUUACGUGCGUGUAUUUGGCGUGUAAGGUGGAAGAGUUCAAUGUAUCCAUGCCUCAGUUUUUAGCUAAUAUAAAGGGAGAUCGGGAGAAAGCUUCUGAUAUUAUUUUAAAUAAUGAGCUUUUGCUUAUGGAACAGCUUAAUUUUCAUCUAGCUAUUCAUAAUCCCUUUAGACCUAUUGAAGGUCUUUUAAUAGACAUUAAGACUCGUUGUUCUUUGAAUGAUCCGGAAAGAUUGAGGCCUGGUACCGAGCAAUUUUUAGAAAAAGUUCUUUUAACAGAUGCAGUUCUUUUGUAUGCACCAAGUCAAGUAGCUCUUGCAGCAGUUCUUCAUGCUGCUUCUAAAAUGCAGGAAAAUCUUGAUUCCUACGUGACCGAUACUUUAUUCGGGGUUGAAGGCAGGGGUAAAUUGGAAGAGCUUAUAGAAGCAGUGAGAAGUAUAAGGUCCAUGGUAAAGAUGGCAGAUAUUUUGCCAGAUAAGAAUCAGCAGAAGAUUUUAGAAAAGAAAUUAGAAAAGUGCAGAAAUCCUGAAAACAAUCCUGACAGUGAAAUCUACAAGAAGAGAAUGCAAGCACUACUGGACGAAGAAGAUGAACUUACAAGUCAGAUGAGUUCUAACAGUGCUUUAGAAAAUUCAGCCCUAAAUUCGAUUCCACUUCUAUCCCCCAGUGGCGCCUAAUUAAUCAAUUUUUAAAAGUUUACUAUCAUUUAUGUUAAUUAUGAAAUGUAUAAUAUAGUAGAUUUCGAUAAAAGUUUCUGGAAUUAAAAAUA